Messenger RNA from Pieris macdunnoughi, 408 nucleotides. The record is from the annotation of a GenBank genome assembly. Lineage: Eukaryota; Metazoa; Arthropoda; Insecta; Lepidoptera; Pieridae.
AUGCAGAAAGCAUUACCUGUAGUUUCGCCACGGCAAUGCUCCCGAGCUGCUGCCAGGGAAUAUCGUGACCGCUACCCUAACCGUGAUCAUUUUCCGGACUACAGGGUCUUUAUGCGCGUACAUAAUACGUACAUGGAGGGAGUCUUACCCGGUCAGAAGGCUCUGAGAGCAGGUAGACCAUUAGUGCAAUUUGAAAAUGAAGAUCAAGUGCUGAUGGAAGCCAACCUUGAUCCAGAUAAGGCCUCAACGGGACAUAUCCGUAACUCGGGGUCACCAAGAUCGACGGUGCAACAUUUAUUCAAAGAGAGCAAAUAUCUGCCUACACUUGCAAAAGGUGCAAGGCGGUGCGCCCUGUUGACUAUGAACCUAGAAUGUAGAUUUUGCAGAGAGAUGGCUAAGAUACCAUAG